AGACAGAGGGAGAGUGAAAGAGAGAGAGACAGAGAGAUCAAGAAUGAGCAACAGGGAAGUCAGUUGCAAAACCUCUCGCUGGAUACCAGGUCAAUAAUCUACGAAGGAGUGAAAUAACAUCUUCAGAUCUCUGGGUAAAUUGUUCACCGGCGUAAAUUACAUGGAGGGUGGAGCAACUCCACCUCAUGUGGACCAAUGGGACACCAGAAACAGCGAGACACACCCCAGGCCACUGAGGACCCAAUCAGAUGGAAGCAGAGUGGUCCAGCGGACCAAUGGCCUGCGCAUCAUGGUGGUGCCCAGCUCCUCUGUGCUCUGUCCCUCCUUCGAUCUGUCGCUGUGCAGAACCCUGCUGGAGAGAGACGGCCUACAGGUCCCAGCCCAAGAUUUCGAAACCCCACUACAUAAAGCGUUGGAUUCUGCGUCCGUCCGAAGAUUCCUUUUCUUCAAUUCCGCUUUCUUCCAUUUCCUAAUGGCACCGCUGCUGUAUGUGGUGCUGUGGUGUGGUCUGUACUCCACCCUGCACAUGUUCCUCGGUCUGCGGCUCGCCUCCCUUUGGGUCCUGUGUCUGUCAACCUCCCUGGGGUCCUUCCUCCUCACCACCGCCAUCCUCCUCCUCCUCAGCCACAGCAACAAGCAGAUCAAUGUCAAUAUCGACGUGAGGCUGGUUCAGGUGAACGAGCACCUGCUCAGACACAACCUGCUGGUGGGCGUGGCAGACUGGGUGCGCCAGUGUUCCGGGACUCUCCAGCUGUUCUGUGUGCACUGGGACCUGACCCAGUGUCAGAUAUCUCUGACUGAUGCCCUGGAAGAGAUGAGCUUUGCCAGGGAUGAAACACAGUCCAAGCUCCAAAAAAACAUGUCCUACCUCAGCCUGGUGUCAAAGGUCACGACCUUUGACCUGGGGGAGGGGUCGACGGGCCUGGAGGAGUCUGACGAGGAGAGACCCCUGCUGGUGGACAGUGAAAGCCAAGGGUGCAGUACCCCUGCCAGCCAGAGGGCGGAGACAAAGCUCACCAAGGACUACAGCCUAGUGCCAGGCCGUCAUCUCUCUGUCCAGGCCACAGCACAACAACUUUUACUGACCUACAGUGCUACCUAUGUGAGGCUCCUGGUAUCUGAGAAGCUCCCGCGUGUACCACAGCGCCCCCAACAGUCUGGGAUGUCUCACUGCACCGUUGCGCCAAUCUGUCUCUGUCAGUACGUACAGAGGACUGUCCUCAGAUAGAACACGGUGGGGGGGCGUUGACACAAGACAGAAUUCUGAGGAGUUCUGGGACAUUCUGGGGCAAUGCAACAUUCCAGACAGAGGCAUUCCAAUGGAGAAAUAGCAUGUUCUCGCUUAAAGUUCAGAACUCUGUUUGUUACACACAUCAUAUUCAGUAUUAUUAUUAUUAUUAUUAUUAUUAUUAUUAUUAUUAUUAUUGUCAUCAUUGUAAUUGUUUCUAUUGGUGUUGUUGUAAUUCAUGAAAUAAUAACAGUGCUGAUGAUUAUUAUUGCCAUAAGCACUGUCAUGUGUUUGAUGUCGUGUGACAAUGUUAUCAUUGUCUUAUGUAUUUAUUUUUAUUUUUUAUUGUUGCUGUUACUGAUGGUGAUUAGGAGCUAAACUGCUGUUUCAGUGGAGCCUGGGUGUUAUGCAAUGGGCGGUGAUUGAUUUCAAACCUAAAAUGGCCAUCCAGUAUUAUUUGGAUCACAAAUAGCUCACUGUUGUGAGCUAUUUUUAAGCACAACACAAAUCAGUUGUUUUUCUCUGUCCUUAUUAUGUGUUGAGAGGGGCUUAUCUGUGUGGUUAAGCCACCAAGAAUGAGACAUUUAGGAAGAAAAAGAGAACAAGAAAGGGAAUUAUAUUUAUCCUGGUUAAAUCCUUUGUUUCCUGACAAAGCUUCUGUGUUUGUGUUUAAAUGUGUCACUGCAACAUUGCUUUAGCAAUAUUUA
Conger conger (European conger) is the source of this 1935-nucleotide messenger RNA. RefSeq names its product transmembrane protein 268 (gene tmem268). The transcript is spliced from 9 exons. NCBI's taxonomy places the organism in Eukaryota, Metazoa, Chordata, Actinopteri, Anguilliformes, Congridae. The coding region runs from base 161 to 1228 and encodes 355 amino acids. The record is from RefSeq and is a predicted model, not a curated record.